Molecule: messenger RNA, 3438 nt
Organism: Atta colombica
Lineage: Eukaryota; Metazoa; Arthropoda; Insecta; Hymenoptera; Formicidae
Exons: 2
Coding region: 1087-3438 (783 amino acids)
Source: RefSeq, a predicted model, not a curated record
CGAAGAGAGAUCGACUUCUCGAAGCGCUCUCGCUGGACCGCUCAGUGUCGCCGUGUUUCGCCCGGUCGCUCGGUAGCGAUUCCGCAAAUGCGAUUCCGAAAGCGGCGCGACUCGUGAAAGUGCGCUGGCGGCGGUGUCGGCCUGUCAGCCGGACAGGUGCGAGAGUAAUUGACACGAGGACGAAGUGAAGACAGUAGGGGGGGGGAAAGAAGAAAAGGCAUUUGGAGGGAGCGAAUAAAGUGAUCGAGCGACUUGUUGUUCUCGAGAAAAUCGAUCGAGGACGUUAAUGCGAAAUAAAGUCAAGAGGAGGUGGACAGAAAUACUUGGAAAUACAUUUCGAAUAAACAUUUUAGUAAACAAGUGUCGGAAGAAUCGGAUGGAGCAAGAUAGUUUAUUAUUGAAAGAGAUACAGCGGAAAAGAGAUAAAGCUGUGACAUUUAACGGAUGAUAGAGAGACGGAUGUAGGAGGGACAGAGAGAAAGUGACGUUACUUCGAUCAUACUAAGAGUGACCGAGAGGAAGAGAGAAAGCAGACGACGGGUAGGCACCGAAACAGGUCUCCACGUGACACGGACAAAAGUUCGCCGGCUGAAGGAAGAGGAGAUCGGUGUGAUCUCAGUAACGGAAGCGUUGUGCGCGAGUGUGACACAUUCGGUUGCAUCCUCGCUUCGUCGAUUUUUUUUUUUCUUUUUCCUCGGCUAUUCCGUGAGAAAGUGCAGGCCUGACGUUUCACCGCGAGGGAAAGAGCACGCGGAUUACUCCGGGAUCAGAGAAGAGAGAAAUUUUGCGACGCGACGAGCGAGAGGAGGAGGAGAAGGAGGAGAAGAAGGAGGAGGAGAAAAAGGAGGAAGACCACACGAACGCACACGAGGAGACGCGAUAAAUUGAUAUUGCUUUAUCGGAUAUCAGCGAAAACCGAGAGAGGGGAGACAACGGAUCUGCGCUUCCCCGGGCGAAUCCGCAAGCGUGACUGAUCCGAUGCUUCCAAAAACGAGGGACAGGUGACAAGCAAAAUCCAGACGAUCUUGAGAUAACUUCCUCUUUCUUUGUGAAGAAACUUCGAUCAGAAGCAACGAGGACGAAACGAUGUUGAGCUUACGGCGAAGGCAUUCUCGAUGGAGAAUGUUCCCUAUCUUGUUGUUUCUCGGACUAAUCUGCAGCGCCGAAUUGGCACCUGCCCGCUUACCUGAAGAAAUAUCAUCAGCACCAUCAUCAUCAUCGACACCCAAAAAGAAGGACAUUGACUUUCUGGGCGAUUUCUGGCAAGCAUUGCUCCUGGUGGAUCCACAAAGCGGCUUUCAACCCAGUCUGGACUCUCGAAGAAUAACGCCGAAGAGCGUGUUUAUCGCACCGGGAGUGUUACCUGCUUGCGCAGAAGGUUAUCACGCGGACAAGAUGGGUAGGUGCGUUAAAAGCAUAAGCAUUAACGCGACUGCGCACAAGGAUUUCCUUCUGGAACGACUUAAGCUCAUGUUUAGUAGUGCACAAACUGUCAAGAAUGAUCAGAAAAAGUCGACUGGUCCCUUGCAGCUUAACAUCCCUCUGCAGCUUAACAUUCCUGUGGUGUCCGACACCAAUCCUCAGUCGACGGAGAUCGAAGUUGAAGAAACGUUCUUGAAAAACCAGCCGAUCGCGGCGCCGACUCGCAAUGAAACUUAUUUCUCAGCAGACGAAGAGAAAAUGAAGUUGCCUAUGACAUUGUACGAAUUGAAGAACGACACGACCUUGGACGAAGAAGAAUUCUUUUUUGGAAAUUCCAAUGUCGAUGAUAUUGGAAAAAAGCUUCCAGCGACAGUUCCAGUAACGGAAUUGGUCGAGGAAACGAAUGACACCAAUUUUUCGGAAGUGGUGGAUUACAAGAUUCCAAUAGAUUUGAAAACAGUGUUGAAUUCCUCGAGUGUGAAGAGAAUUGACAUCAGUGGCAGUACAGAAGAAAGCGUCUUGAUAACGGAGAAGCGAGAGAGCUCCACCGAGUCGUCACCAGCAUUAGUGCUGCUAAUCUCGCCUACAAAACUGACGAACGUAGUGGACGAUCUGUUGCUGACGCAGAACGAUACCGCCGAAGAGGUUGUGCAGAUGUUCAAUUUCACCUCAAACGCCAACGAAAGCGUCACUACUGGUGCACCCGAUUCCGCGCUUCCUAUGAAGCAAACGACAUCGAUUCCGAUAAACGAGCAACGAGACAACGAAACGUAUGUGAAAGACGAGUUGAUACCAGAAAUUUCCAAGCCGAACGAGGAAACGGACUUCCUCUAUGACGAGGAAGAAGACGAUGUGGAUUAUCCAUAUAGCACAGACAUACCAGAUGAAGACGACUCGGCUGAAGGUGAAGAGAUCCUGAAGCAUGGAGAGGCCGGCAUGACGAUUCCCACGGUUCGAAAUAUCGAGCGCCCGGAUCGCGAUCGUCAUCAACGGCAACAGGACCAAAUUGCAGAGCUAAAGAAGCUGUUCAAUCAGAUCGUAGAUCAUCAUAACGAUUCCGCAUUCACAGAGGAUAAAGAUGAGGCGGGCAGCAAUGUCUCCAGCGAAGUCAGCAUUGACGGUGAUUUCAUUGUAGAGACGACGCUCUUGGACGUGAACACUGAGAGACUACAAGUCACCACCAAGUCGCCGGACACGGAAAAAGUCAAAGAUAGCGAGGACGAAUCCAAAAACUUGUUCAGCUCGGAGAUUAAGAGUUCUCAUGUUAUAUUUCCUGAUAACGUCCACGAUGUGGUGACCGUCAGUUCGCACGAACGCAAGCCAACCGAGCAGCUCUCCAUGAGAUUCGAGAACGAGAAAAACAAGAAACUGGAAAGUGUAUCUUCUUCGUACGAUUCGCCGGAGGACGAUUCGAUAACUGAAAUCCGUAUGAUCAACGAUAAACGAUUGAAAGAGAGCAUAUUGCAAAAAAGUCCGAAAGAUUUCGAAUCAAACGUCCCGAGCAGUUCCAUACAGAGCGCGAUGAACUUGGACUCCGCUGAAGAUUUCGUGAGAUUUCUCGAUUACGUGAGGCGGCCGCAGCAAGAUGGUUACGUAAGGUUUCCGGAUAGCGGAGAGAUAGCCAACAGCAUACACAGUUUGAAUUACAAGCAGAACUCGCGCUAUUCUGCGGACGAUGUCGGCCCUUACGACGGUACCAGCACCAAGAGCAGCGUGCCUGUCCGCCAGAAACCAGUUUAUCAUUUGAUGGCGUCGAGUUGGAAGUCGGACUUGGAUCACAUCCAGGCGACACCCAGUGAAAGACAGAAUCAGACACCAGAUUUGAUACAUUUUUGGAGUAAGCUUCCGUUGAUCAAAGAUCCAGCUAUCUAUCCCGUUGAUCAGAACGAUGAUCAAGAACAAUCUUACAGCCGUUCCUUUCGAACGCGAUCGUCACGAAGGUUGAGUCCCUUCACGGAGACGUCGCCGGGGAACAGGGUUUCAAUGCAAAAGCGAAAGACACCAAUUAGCGUUUAA